UGGAAUGGCAUUGAAUAUCUCUCGUACGCAAUAGCCAAAAUGCCCAAAAGAAUUUGUAGAGACAUCGCUGAUAACAGCCGUAGAAGUCAAUCACUUCAUGAAAGCCCUUGAAAGGGAUAUCAAUACUUUUGCCUCCAAGGUCGACCAAGUCCGGUGGCCAUUAUGGUGGCAGGAACUGGAUUCGGAUUCGGGUUCCGGCUGGAUAGCCCUGGCAAGCGGCGAUCCUUCUCUAAAUUUAUUGAAGCCGAUUUACUUCAUUGCCGAGAAUGUUCUUCGGCGAGACAUCGAUGACUUGGACGAUCACGAUACCGCGGAUGCAAAGGAUUGCCAAAUUACCCUGUGCCGGGAUCAGCGAUUGCUGAACUUAUUUUUCUCCAUUGUUCUGCAUCUCAUCUGCAACAACAUCGCAGGUGUUCAUGCAAUUCCCUCGUUCCUGCAAUGGGUGACAGAAAUGGAUGUACUGGACCGACUUGCGAUGUAUUUGAAGAUGAACCCCAAAGAUGCUGGAGCCCUUUUGGAAGCGGCUGUACGUCGGCUCAGACUAGCUCUAUAUGGAGAAAUACACCUGUCGUCUCCUGAUUCCGACAAAUACUCGUGGUGGGAGCAGCUAGUCGACUUCUUCGACAAACAAGGGCUGGGAGUCCCCCCCGAACUGUCUUCACGUCUGCUUCACGCCAUUGCCGGAAUUUCGACCGCAUCAGCUGCAAGGGCAUUACUUUCUCAUGGAGCCGAUAUCAAUUUUACUGCACCCAUCAGAUUUGAACCUGAUGGUAGACUCUUUCAACAGCUCCCUCCUCCCAUUGGGCCUCCACUAUUUCAAGCCAUCUAUUCCGACAACCCUGACAUGGCGGAGUUUCUCAUCGAGAAAGGAGCUGAAAUAAACCGCUGCUAUCAGACGAAUUCUCCCAAAUUGUCCUGCAACGCUCUUAGUAUCUGCAUCUCCAGACCCGACCCAUACGUUGCAGAGCUUCUCGUUAGGAAGGGAGCUCAGAUACCUCCAUCGAUCAAAGUCAAUUUGCGGCCCCUCCAACUCGAGUUGGAGCACAUAUUUAAUGAUGGAAAGUAUCCGCUUCUUCGGCAAUGGAUCCGUCAUCGCCUGCCACUCGUUGAUCUAAUCGUUCAAGCUGCGAGCAUCGGUAAAAGCGAGCUCUCCAAAGUUCUUCUAGAACACAACAUACUUCAGGAGAUGGCUUUGGAAUGUGCCUUGCGUCGAGCCAUCAAAGCGUCAGACACUCUCGCUGUGCAAACGCUACUCCAACGUGGCGUGAAUCCAAACCCGCCGCCAUGUCAGAUUGAAUGCUCGAAGUUUCUAGGUAUUGAUGAGGAAUUAGUGAAAGAGUCACCAAUUCUUUUGGUCAACACUACUGGUAUCGGAGGGAGAGAAAUCACGUAUUUACUAUUGCUGGCUGGUUCACACGUGCCCGAUCACAUUCUUAUCGACAUUUUUCGACGGAGGGUGGAUCGUCCAGGCAUGUUACCGAUCUACGAUGGUAUACUACCAUUAUACUCCCUUUUGGCAUCAAGAUUAUCAGCGGUGCCACUCAUUGGAGCUACCGCCUUGGCAAGCGCAGUCAAUCAAGGGAGCUUGAUCUUAUGCAACCGUCUCCUUGAUCUCAAGGCUCCCCUUAACUACUAUGGAGUCCACAGAAUGAGCUGCUUACAACAUGCGGCGCGUGAAGGAAACUUGAUUCUGACACGCUUUCUUCUCGAAAGUGGCGCGGAUGUAAAUUUUGCUGCUCAUGAGAAAGGAGGACGUACGGCGCUGCAGAGCGCUGUUGAACAUGAUGCAGCUUCAGUUGUAGAUUGUCUCCUCAGUGUCGGAGCAGACAUCAAGGCUCCUCCGGCGAAGAGGAAUGGAGUCACCGUGCUAGAAGCUUUCGCAAAGUCUAGCAAGAGUCGAUUCUACCCGAGAUUCGCAGCCAGAGCUUUGCACAUGCCACCGCAGUACCAAAGAGAUCAAGUUUCAAAACUAAGUCGUUUCCGAAAUUGGGUGGCCAUGGGGGUGCCCGUUAACCGGCCAAACGGUGAUGACGGUAGCUUACUGCACCACUUGGUAUAUAACUUACAUUACGAAUGCCUGCAGUCAGCACUGGAACUAGGCGCACGAACAGAAGCCAGGUGGCACGUGGAUAGGCACAUUGAUAAGUUUGAUGAUGAGCUUGAGCAUGAAACUUCAAAGGGCGCAAAGACUCCGCUUCAACUUGCUGCGUACUUGGACGAAGUUGACGCUGCUCGCUUGUUGCUAGAGCAUAGGGCAGAUAUCAACGCUAACCCUGGUGAUGAACACGGCAGAACUGCAUUACAGGCAGCGACGUGUAACUUCAAAGAACAGUGUGGGCAUGCCAUGCUGCAGCUUCUGCUUUCCUUCGACCCAGAUAUCAAUGCGCCCCCUGCAAGAGUAGGCGGCAUCACUGCACUACAGGGAGCAGCAAUCAGCGGUGAUAUCGGCACUGUCAAGAUGCUGCUCGAGAGAGGAGCGGAUAUCAACGCCCCUGCUGCAGCCGAGGAUGGGAGGACGGCGAUCGAAGGAGCUGCUGAACACGGCCGCCUGGACAUGGUUCAACUUCUGCUCGAGAAUGGUGCCAAAGGGAAUCCGGAGACUGGCUUCUCCAGAGCAAUUGAACUCGCAAAAGCAGAGACCCAUUUGGGGGUCGCAAAGGUUCUUCAGGAGCACGACGAGAUCUCGGCGCUGCUUGACAUGGGGCUGGCAUACGGAGAGAGUAAUGACUUGGCUAUCGCUUUGCCAUCUCCGGGAAUGAUUUUCGACCUCUGAAUUUCUGGUGGGAAAUGAAGCAAAAGAGGGUUACAAGAGACUUUUUUUUACUAUGAUUUGGAUAUUCACACCACGGAUAAGUAAGGUAGUUCGCACUUAGGAAGUGAUUGGCAAACAUUGACAAACUC
This is a messenger RNA of Colletotrichum acutatum, 2901 nucleotides long. RefSeq names its product ankyrin repeat-containing domain protein. The transcript has a single exon. The coding region runs from base 98 to 2773 and encodes 891 amino acids. Gene Ontology annotation, molecular function: protein binding. NCBI's taxonomy places the organism in Eukaryota, Fungi, Ascomycota, Sordariomycetes, Glomerellales, Glomerellaceae. The record is from RefSeq and is a predicted model, not a curated record.